This is a messenger RNA of Thelazia callipaeda (thelaziosis nematode), 1236 nucleotides long. The record is from the annotation of a GenBank genome assembly. Lineage: Eukaryota; Metazoa; Nematoda; Chromadorea; Rhabditida; Thelaziidae.
UUGUUUGAGUAUUGUCGAUGUUUAUUUGAUUGCUUGCCAAAAUUUAAUAUUCCAGAAACAAUGAAUAACGAACAACUGCAAGAUUGGCUUACAGCUUUAAAUGAACGUUGGAGAAGUAGUGUUGAAAAACAAGCACUUAAAGAUGUUGGACAUGAACAAAUGCUCUUGAAACUUGAGGCUUGUAAUACGCAUUAUUUGAUAAAUUAUCUCAAGUGUAACUAUGCUGAUGUUGACUUGAUACAACCAGUUUUAGGACAACUACUUGCGUGUUAUUGUCGUGGAGGUGUAUUGCGAUAUUUUACUAUGCAGUGCAUUCCAUCUUUAAUUCAUUUAUAUCUAUUGGCUCUUGCUAAACGUCAAAAAAAAUCAAUCUCGAUGUUUGAAAUUCUAUUCCUUGCUAUUUAUAAUGAAGAAAUACUUGUGGCUGGCACAUCUUCUGGAUCAGGAAUGAAGAAAGUCGACAAAAUUCGAAUUCCGUCUACGCGUUUUCCAAGUGUGUAUCACGAUCCAAGAAAGCUCAAUAUUCUGUCCGACGUUUCAUUCAAAUCUGGGUCAACUUCUUUUGUUGAAAUGACUGUGCGAAUUGGACCGUACAAAUCUGCGGAUAAGAUUACACCAGAAAAUAGACAAACAAUUUUGACUCGUCUUCUGAAAUCAGUGAAUUCAUGUCUUUGUCGGUUAUCACAUGAUGUAAUUUGUAAAUAUAUAUGUUCAACUACAAUUUCUGUUUGUCAAAGUGGUUUUCAUUUCUCUGAGACAUCUUUAAAGUCACGGGUUUGUGAUGAAGAUUUGUGUUCCGAAGAAUUAGAUGAAUUCUCCAUGAAACCUAGAUUGCAAUCAUCUGCGCAAUAUUUGUUAGAAUCUCUAAAUGGUUUAUACUUCGCUUUAUUCAAUGGUGAAUCACAAUUAGCUAUUCAGGCAAUCGAUGCUGUACAUCAAAGAGCGUUAUAUGAAUUUUAUUCGGAUGUAAUUCUAGUAACGAAUAGUAUUAAGGAUACUUUGCUUGAAAGCAGCUUUCAAAGCAACGAAAGAUUAUUGAAAUGUAACAGAAGCAAUCAUGGGAAGGUGGAUGGCCGUCGAGGAAGUGAACUUAUUACAAAUUCGUCUUUGCGAUUGAAGAAAAUGCCUGAGGAUAUUUCUCCUGUUGUUGAUGAUAGCAGUAAAGAAUGCAUUUUUUCUGAUGGUAAGUUUCUUUUUAUUCAUAGUGGUUUAUUUCGUUGCCAUACCAUUAUAUAG